Molecule: messenger RNA, 3586 nt
Organism: Salvia miltiorrhiza (redroot sage)
Lineage: Eukaryota; Viridiplantae; Streptophyta; Magnoliopsida; Lamiales; Lamiaceae
Product: kinesin-like protein KIN-14I
Exons: 20
Coding region: 367-3297 (976 amino acids)
Biological process (GO): microtubule-based movement
Molecular function (GO): microtubule motor activity; microtubule binding; ATP binding
Source: RefSeq, a predicted model, not a curated record
UUUCUUUCUUUAAAAUAAAAAUAAAUAAGAACUUUUGAAUUCUUGUUAUUUUUAACUUUUUACAUUUUUUUUUUCCUUCAUAUUUUCGGUUUCUCUUCUUCUUUCAAUCUUCUCUCUCUAUAACUUCCCCGCCGUUUCUCUAUCUCUGCUCUCCUCUUCUUCUUCUUCUUCUUCAAACAAAAUUGUUCUCUGCAAUCCCUCUUCACAUAUUAAGAAGCCAGCACUUAUUGGUGGAAAAAGACGCGAUUUUUGCGCCUAUACAUAAAUGUUUAGAACAGCAUGCAUUCCGAUUUUUGAAAGUUGAAGAAACACGCUCUUCAAUUCAAGUAUUUCUUGGAGGGGUGUCGUGUUUUGAACAGCGCAUCAAUGGCGGAAGGAAUGUCGCAAUUCGACGCUGCAGCGGCGGAGGAGGACGCGCUUCUAGGCAAGAGGCUGAACGACAUGGAUUUGGCCUCAAGAAAAGCAGAAGAAGCUUCAUUGAGAAGAUAUGCUGCGGCCGGCUGGUUGAGGAAGGCGGUGGGAGUGGUUACAGCAAGGGAUUUGUCUGAUCAGCCUUUGGAGGAAGAAUUUCGGAUUGCUUUGCGAAGUGGAAUUAUACUUUGCAAUGCACUGAACAAGAUUCAGCCAGGCGCCAUUCCAAAAGUAGUUGAGGCGCCUUCGGAUAGUGUGAUUGUUCCGGAUGGGGCUGCUCUUUCGGCCUUCCAAUAUUUCGAGAAUGUUAGGAACUUUCUUGAUUCUGCAGAGGAAAUGGGGAUUCCAGUUUUUGAAGCCUCUGAUCUGGAACAGGGAGGGAAGAGUUCAAGAAUUGUGAACUGUGUGCUGGCUUUGAAGUCUUACUAUGAGUGGAAGGAAGGAGGUGGGAAAGGAGUGUGGAAAUACAGUGGAAAUUGGAAGCCUCAUUCAGCAUCCAAGCAGUUUGUCAGGAAGAAUUCUGAUCCGUUUGUGAACUCUCUCUCGAGGAACUCAUCCAUUGUUGAGCAGAACGGGCAGGACUUUAAUGAAAUGGGUACUUCUGAUGCCUUGCACUUCUAUGUUCGUGAGCUUCUUUCUGAUAAGAAGCAAGAAGAUAUCCCUCUGAUCGUUGGGAGUAUGCUAAGCAAAGUUAUGGAAGAAUUUGAGCAGCGGUUAGCAAGACAGAAUGAGCAGGCGGGAACAAGUUCGAGAUCUGAUGUGAAUGUCCCAAGUUCCAACGAGCAUCAAGUUGUCGAGGUUGGAGCAAGUCCAAGAUACAUAGAUGUUCCAAGUUCCUGCGCGAGUUCUGAGACUUCAAACAUUAUGGAAGAUAAGAGUUGGUCCAAGAAUGAUUCCCGCGAUGGCAAUCCAAAACGACAUGUUUCCAAGCGCCGAGUCUUGGUCGAAUGCCAUCAAAGAAGCAUAGAGGAACUCAAAAGUACACUUCACUCGACGAAGGAAGACCUGCAUUUGCUACACAUGAAGUAUCAAGAAGAAAUCCAAUAUCUAGGUAAGCACUUGAAGGGUCUUGCUAGUGCGGCUUCUCGAUACCAGAAGGUUCUUGAGGAGAAUCGCAAACUUUACAAUCAAGUGCAGGACCUCAAAGGAAAUAUAAGGGUAUAUUGCCGAAUACGACCUUUUUUUCCCGGACAGCCAGCUGGUUUGAGCACUGCAGAAGCUCUGGAUGGGCAGACUAUCUCAAUAAUCACUCCUGCAAAAAAUGGCAAGGGGAAGAAGUUGUUCACUUUUAACAAGGUUUUCGGUCCGUCUGCCAGCCAAGAAGAAGUAUUUUCAGAUACACAGCCGCUGAUUCGUUCUGUGCUUGACGGGUAUAAUGUUUGUAUAUUUGCUUAUGGCCAAACUGGUUCAGGAAAAACAUAUACUAUGACUGGACCUACGGAACUUACACCCGAAAACUUAGGUGUAAAUUACCGAGCUCUGAGUGAUUUAUUUUUGAUCUCGCAGCAGAGAAAAGACAGCAUGUCAUAUGAUGUCUCUGUCCAGAUGAUAGAAAUCUACAACGAGCAAGUUAGAGAUCUCCUCGUCUCUGACGGUGUCAAUGAAAAAUUAGAAAUUCACAACAACUCCCAGAACGGUUUCAACGUACCAAAUGCAAAUAUUGUGCCUGUUUCAUCGACAUCUGAUGUCAUCAACCUGAUGAACAUUGGGCUUAAAAAUCGCGCAGUUGGUUCCACUUCAAUGAAUGACCGAAGUAGUCGUUCUCACAGUUGCGUGACUGUGCAUGUUCAAGGAAGAAAUCUGACAUCUGGCUCGGUUACUUGCGGUUGUAUGCAUCUGGUCGACCUGGCAGGAAGCGAACGAGCUGAUAAACCAGAUGCAGAUGGUGAGAGGUUGAAGGAGGCUCAACAUAUUAACCGCUCUCUAUCUGCUUUAGGUGAUGUGAUAGCCUCUCUUGCCCAAAAGCAAUCGCACGUCCCUUACAGAAACAGUAAGCUCACACAGUUGCUUCAAGAUUCACUAGGGGUUCAGGCAAAGACUCUAAUGUUCAUUCACAUCAGCCCGGAGCCCGAUGCUCUCGGAGAAACAGUGAACACGUUGAAGUUUGCUGAACGUGUGUCUACUGUCGAGCCUGGUUCUGCUCGAGCAAACAAAGAGAGUCCAGAUGUCAGAGAACUAAAAGAACAGAUAGCUAGUCUUAAAGCAGCCUUACUACGGAAAGAGAGAGGAGAAGAUGGAGCCACAAAUGGAUCUUUUACGUCUUCUCCAGCGCCAUCAUGGCAAAGUAUAGGAGAUGUUAGUAAGGCAGAGGGACAGACCGAGUCCUCAACAGUAUCAAGAAUGCAAAGCUUUGAUGCUGAUGACUUUAUGGCUUCUCCAAUCAGUGUGGUGUCAAUGGAAGAGGGAAAAAGCGUCUCUGGUGAUUGGGUCGAUAAGGUUAUGGUGAAGAGCCAAUUAGGUGAAGAUGGCAGUCAGUCACCAGAAAUAUCAUAUCAGAAGAGCAGACGCGAUACUUCCAAGGUAUACCCGGAACAGUCUUUAAGCAAAAUUGCAGCUCUUAGACGAGACAACAGUUUGGGUAGGAAUCAAUGUGAGGUUGCAGCUGCCACCGAUGAUUUAGAAUACGCAGAAGUUGAAGUUAGUGAUGAAUCAGAUUACCAAUGCCAAACAAAUGGUGCUGAGAAAAAUGGAGGGGGAGGAGGAACAAAAGCCAAAAAACCUACUCAAAAUCAAAGGCAGAUGAAAAGCCCAGAAAUAAGGAGCCUGAUUCCUCAACCCCCAACGAGGAAAGUCGCGAAUGGACCUAAUUCACCAUCGAAGAAACAUGGAAAGAAACCAGCUACGGUUGAUGGGAAACGAAAGCCAGCCUCCACCGGUGGGAAGUGAGAGCCUAAUGUCUUGCACAGGGUUUAUGAAUCUGUCUUCUUUCUCUUUAGAUAUGCAUUCAUUGAUUGGAAUGUGUUCAUAGAAAUGGCAAUGGCAGUGGUGAUUUUUAGGUCUUUUAUUUUUUAUUUGUUUUAAAUCCACUGAUGAGUGUUGGUGUUAUAUAGUACAAGGUUUUGAUUUUUUUUUCUUUUUAGUAUUUUUUUCCUUCUCCUUUUUGUAAUUGUAAUUCUUUCACUGUACAAGAAGAGAGAAACAUGGCAUAUUGAAAGAAGUUUAUACUGUACUUAUU